Messenger RNA from Tinamus guttatus (white-throated tinamou), 580 nucleotides. Lineage: Eukaryota; Metazoa; Chordata; Aves; Tinamiformes; Tinamidae. The record is from RefSeq and is a predicted model, not a curated record.
AUGGCCACGGCUGUGCUCCGUUGGCUUCUUCGCGGCAUUCCCAACUCGGGGAAGGUGGUGUACAAGUGCCUGUGGCCCGGCUGCGGCAAGGUGCUGCGCUCCAGCGUCGGCAUCAAGCGGCACGUGAGGACCCAGCACCUCGGCGACGGCGCGGACUCGGAGCAGCGCAGGAGGGAGGAGGACUUCUACUACACGGAAAUGCAGGUGAAAGAGGAGCCCGAGCCGCAUCCUCUCGUCCCGCAGGCCUUGCCCUCGAUUCAGAUCCCGGUGUCCCCGCACAUCUUCACCAGCAUCAGCUGGGCCACGGCCACCUCGACGCUCCCGUCCCUGUCGCCGGUUCGGAGCCGCUCGCUGAGCUUCAGCGAGCCCCAGCCAGGGACCCCGCUGCUCAAGUCCCACCUGAUCGUCGCGUCCCCUCCCCGGGUGUCCCUCGGCUCCAGGAAAGUCCGCGGAGAAGCCAAAAAGUGCCGGAAGGUUUACGGCAUCGAGCACCGGGACCAGUGGUGCACGGCGUGCCGGUGGAAAAAGGCCUGCCAGCGAUUCCUGGACUGAGCCCACGGGCGCCGCGCGGCGCUGCUCC